GCCGCCCGUUACUAGCCGCUUGUUCUGAGGUUUGGAGUUCGUCGUUGUCUGAGAAGAUGUCUGGUCGCGGGAAAGGUGGCAAAGGGCUGGGGAAGGGAGGCGCCAAGCGGCACCGGAAAGUCCUCCGGGAUAACAUCCAGGGCAUCACGAAGCCCGCCAUCCGCCGGCUCGCCCGCCGAGGUGGUGUCAAGCGCAUUUCUGGGCUCAUCUACGAGGAGACCCGGGGAGUCCUGAAGGUCUUCCUGGAGAACGUGAUUCGCGACGCGGUGACUUAUACCGAGCACGCCAAGCGCAAGACGGUCACCGCUAUGGACGUGGUGUACGCGCUGAAACGCCAGGGCCGCACCUUGUACGGCUUCGGCGGCUGAGCAGUCUCUGCGGCUUUUCGAAUUCAUAAAGGCCCUUUUAAGGGCCCCCA
Molecule: messenger RNA, 418 nt
Organism: Mustela lutreola (European mink)
Lineage: Eukaryota; Metazoa; Chordata; Mammalia; Carnivora; Mustelidae
Product: histone H4
Exons: 1
Coding region: 57-368 (103 amino acids)
Biological process (GO): nucleosome assembly
Cellular component (GO): nucleosome
Molecular function (GO): protein heterodimerization activity; DNA binding; structural constituent of chromatin
Source: RefSeq, a predicted model, not a curated record